Molecule: messenger RNA, 1627 nt
Organism: Hermetia illucens (black soldier fly)
Lineage: Eukaryota; Metazoa; Arthropoda; Insecta; Diptera; Stratiomyidae
Gene: U2af50
Product: splicing factor U2AF 50 kDa subunit
Exons: 6
Coding region: 176-1444 (422 amino acids)
Biological process (GO): mRNA processing
Cellular component (GO): nucleus; commitment complex; U2AF complex
Molecular function (GO): poly-pyrimidine tract binding; pre-mRNA 3'-splice site binding
Source: RefSeq, a predicted model, not a curated record
GCUUACGAUAUUUUGUAAGUUGGAGUGGAAAACAACGGGCGCCAUACUUUUCUCUUGCUCGUAGACGUCGACGUUCGUUCUCGCGGUUUGAUUUUGUGUGAUUUAUCGAUUUAAAUAUAUUCCUGCAAAUAUUUGUCGACAUCUAGCGAAAUAUUACUAAGAAAAACGUGUGAAAAUGGGCUCUGAAGAUCGUCACGGCCGGCAUCGGUCGAAGUCUCGCGAACGAAAGCGUGGAUAUGGGAGCCGCUCGAAAUCGCGCGACCGUCGCAAAAGCCGUUCACGAAGCCCUCGCAACCACCGACAUCGAUCCAGGAGGCGUAAGCCAUCUCUCUACUGGGAUGUACCACCACCGGGUUUCGAGCACAUCACGCCGCUCCAAUACAAAGCUAUGCAGGCAGCCGGACAGAUCCCCGCCAACAUUGUAGCGGAUACUCCGCAGGCAGCGGUACCAGUUGUUGGGUCAACAAUCACCCGGCAAGCACGACGGCUCUAUGUGGGCAAUAUUCCGUUUGGCGUGACUGAGGAGGAAAUGAUGGAGUUCUUCAACCAGCAAAUGCAUCUGUCCGGCUUGGCGCAAGCGGCUGGCAAUCCAGUUCUUGCGUGUCAGAUAAAUUUGGAUAAGAAUUUUGCCUUCCUAGAGUUUAGGUCAAUCGACGAGACAACGCAGGCUAUGGCUUUCGACGGAAUUAAUUUCAAGGGACAGAGUCUGAAGAUCCGGAGACCGCAUGAUUAUCAACCGAUGCCCGGAAUGACUGAUACAGCCACAAUCAACGUGCCAGUCACCGGGGUAAUAUCCACAGUCGUGCCCGACUCUCCGCACAAAAUCUUCAUUGGUGGAUUGCCAAACUACUUGAACGAGGACCAGGUAAAGGAGUUACUACUCUCGUUUGGCCAGUUACGAGCAUUCAACUUGGUGAAGGAUGCUGCCACAGGCUUAAGUAAAGGCUACGCUUUCGCCGAAUACGUCGAUUUUAACAUAACAGACCAGGCAAUCGCUGGUUUGAAUGGAAUGCAAUUAGGCGAUAAGAAGUUGAUCGUGCAACGUGCCAGUGUAGGCGCCAAAAACACCUCAGUCGGAGCCAUUGCUCCAGUUCAAAUUCAGGUUCCGGGAUUGUCUAUGGUUGGGACAUCAGGGCCUCCAACGGAAGUUCUAUGUCUUCUCAAUAUGGUGACACCUGAGGAAUUACGCGAUGAAGAGGAAUACGAGGAUAUUUUGGAAGAUAUCAAGGAAGAAUGUAACAAAUAUGGUGUGGUUCGAAGUGUCGAAAUUCCUCGACCUAUUGAGGGGGUUGACGUCCCGGGCUGUGGAAAAGUUUUCGUGGAAUUCAACUCAGUGGUGGAUUGCCAAAAAGCGCAACAGGCGCUCACUGGCCGUAAAUUUAGUGAACGCGUUGUGGUCACGUCGUACUUUGACCCCGACAAGUAUCAUCGCAGAGAAUUUUAAUUCCACAAGAUUAAGUUCCAUUGGAAUAGUGAUUACGAAGCGAAGUUAAAAUUUUCCUUCACUGCGAGAAAAAUAAAAAGCUUUUACAAUAGAACGAACAAUGCUUUCCAUAAUUCAUGUGAUCUUCUGUCACUAAAAUUCAUGAAAUUGUUUGAAUCUAAAUAUAAACCAUUAGCAGAAGAA